GGUUUAAAGCUUGCAUUGCUGAAGAUAAACUGACUCCAGAAUUGCUGUAGCUUCCUGUCAUGAUGACAUUAAAUGAGGCUUGACAUUUGCUUGACAAAGUGGAUGGAGCUAUAAUGGGAUGGAUUUGAAUAUGGGCAAAUGGACAGGCAUGCAAGCCCCUCUCCUCGGCCUGGGUCUCCUGCUGUUUUUCCUGAUCUCCAAGCCAACUGCCUGCUACAGCCAGAACAUCCAUGAAGCCCGUGAUGAUGGAUCCAACUUCCGAUUCACUCAACCCGUCUACCAUGCUACGAUCUAUGAAAACUCAGCAGCACGGACCUAUACCAACAGUAAAAUUAAAAUGGGAAUUCACUUAGACAAACGCUCCUGGGAGAUUCGAUACAGAAUCACUUCAGGAGAUGAAGAGGGGUUUUUCAAGGCAGAGGAGUAUGUGCUCGGUGACUUCUGUUUCUUGCGCAUAAGGACCAAGGGAGGAAACGCAGCUAUCUUAAAUCGAGAGAUUCAGGAUAAUUAUGUAUUGACAGUGAAGGCCUACAUCAAGGGAGAUUCCCUUCUUGAGACCUGGACUAAAGUCAGCAUCCAGGUCUUGGAUAUGAAUGACCUCCGACCUUUAUUCUCACCCACCACAUACUCUGUCACUAUAGCAGAGAGCACCCCUCUCAGGACAAGCAUAGCACAAGUAACUGCCACUGAUGCAGAUAUUGGUUCCAAUGGAGAGUUUUACUUUUUUUUCAAAGAGAAAAUGGAACUGUUUGCAGUACACCCAACUAGCGGAGUAGUUUAUCUGAGUGGAAAGCUUAAUGUUGAUGAGCAGAACCGCUAUGACUUAGAAAUCCUGGCGGUGGACCGUGGCAUGAAGCUGUAUGGAAAUAACGGGGUUAGCAGCACAGCCAAGCUUUUUGUACAUGUAGAGCGUGUAAACGAGCAUGCACCAGUAAUGAAUGUAGUCACUCUCAGCACCUCAAGGCUGGAUAAAAACCCCGUUUAUGCCAUGGUAACUGUUGAAGACCUAGAUGAUGGCAUAAAUGGAGAAAUUGAUUCAGUCACCAUUGUGGGUGGGGAUCCCUCAGGACAGUUUUUUGUAGAAAAAUAUGGAGAAAAUGAGUUUGUCCUAAAAGCUUCAGAGACAUUAAGUUGGGAGAUUUUCCCUGAUGGAUGUAAUUUAACCUUGCAAGCUAAAGAUAAAGGAACCCCACAGAAGUUAUCUACUGAAAAGGUUCUCCACAUUCUGUUAAAUAAGAGGCUGAAUGAUGAAGUUCACUUUGAGCAGGAGUUAUAUGAUUUUAGGUUAGAUGAAUUUUCACCACCAGGCACAAUCGUAGGUGCUGCUAAAAUAAGGCCAGAACCUGAUGAUGCAGAAUAUAUCCUGAUACCUUGUGCAGAUUCAGCUUUUUUUCAAAUGAAUACCUUAACAGGUGUGAUCUCCACCACUCGCUGGUUCACUCAGGUGUCCCAGGAUGUCUUUAAUCUUGAGGUACUGGAAACAGACAGUGAUCUCAGAGUUAAAGUGCAGGUAACCAUUGAAGAUGCCAAUGAUAACACGCCGAUAUUUGCCCAGAAUUCUUAUGAAGUUUUUGUCAAUGAAAGCGUACCAGUUGGGACCAAUGUGAUAACAGUAUCUGCAGUGGAUAAAGAUAAAGGUGAAAAUGGAUAUAUAACUUACAGCAUAUCCAGCCUUCAUCCACUACCUUUCAAGAUCAAUCAGUUUUCUGGUGUUAUUAGCACCACUACAGAUUUGGAUUUUGAAUCCUCACCGGAGAUCUUUGUGUUUGCCGUCAGAGCUUCGGACUGGGGGUCACCUUACAGGCGAGAGAGUGAAGUCAAUGUAACAAUCCACUUGGAAAAUGUAAAUGAUAAUCAGCCAAUAUUUGAAAAAGUAGCAUGCCAGGGAGUCAUUUCUGCAGAUUUCCCAAUGGGUGAAAUUAUUACUACAAUGUCUGCAAUUGAUAUAGAUGAGUUAGAGCUUGUAAAAUAUAAGAUCAUUUCAGGAAAUGAGCAGGGGCACUUUGACCUCAACCCUGAUUCAGGGGUCCUUACAUUGCGACAUUCCCUUGCCACCUUAAGUCCAAAGAAUAGUGUCUAUAGUCUAAAAAUAACUGCCACAGAUGGUGAGAGCUUUUCUGACGCAAUGUUUGUUAAUAUCUCUGUUAUUCAUGGAAAAUCUCUUCCCAAGCAGUUUACUUGUAAAGAAACAAGGGUAGCCCUAAAACUAGCAGAGAAGUUACUCAAAAAAUCCAAAGCUAGUACCAAACUUAAACUCGAGGAAGGUUUUAUUGACCUAUUCUCUGUCAAUCGGCAAACACCCCGGUUUGACAAAACAUUUCCCACAGAUAUUGCUGUGCAGGAAGACCUAAAGGUUGGCUCAAGUGUUUUCAAGGUGAAUGCUUAUGAUGGAGACACAGGUUUUAAUGGUCAGAUUCUAUACUCUAUUUCAGAUGGAAACACUGACAAUUGUUUUACCAUUGACACACUGACUGGCCUCAUCAGUGUUUUUCUGCCCAUGGACAGAGAAAAGAGAGAUCACUAUCUUCUCAACGUGACUAUCUAUGACCUUGGCGUCCCCCAGAAAAUGGCCUGGCGCCUGCUUACUGUUCAUAUAGAGGAUACAAAUGAUAAUGCACCCCAGUUUUUGCAAGAAGAAGGCUAUAGCAUAGUCAUACCUGAAAACACUGCCAUAGGUACAGACAUCAUCCAGGUUGAGGCCACUGACAAAGAUCUUGGAGCCAGUGGAGAGAUUGUGUAUUCUUUUCUGACAAGCACCACCCAGUUUGACAUUAACGCCACUAAUGGGAUAGUGUAUGUUUCUGGCCAACUAGACAGGGAGUUAUGCUCUACUUUUAGCCUGAAGAUUGAGGCUCGGGACAGAGCAGACAGAGGGAGUCGUAAGUUCGCUGUGACUACAUUGAAAGUCACAUUGGAGGAUGUAAAUGACUGUCCCCCGUUAUUUAUCCCAAGUGUGUAUAAAGCUAGGGCUCUGGAGGAUCUUCCAGUUGGAAGUGUGGUGGCUUGGCUAGAAACCCAGGACCCAGACCUGGGCUUAGGAGGUCAGGUCCGGUACUCUCUGGUCAAUGAUCACAAUGGGUGGUUUGAGUUAGACCGGAUCAGUGGAGCUAUACGUCUGACCAAGGAGCUUGACUAUGAGACCAAACAGUUCUACAACCUCACGGUGAAAGCCAAAGACAAGGGAAGGCCUGUUUCUCUUCUCUCUGUCACGUCUGUGGAGUUGGAAGUCAUAGAUGUGAACGAAAACCUCUACGCUCCAUACUUUUCCCACUUUGCCUUAACAGGAUUGGUUAAAGAGAAUGCCCGCAUCGGAACUACUUUACUCCAAGUUAGCGCUAAUGAUGACGAUGAUGGUAGAGAUGGAGAAAUCCACUACUCUAUCCGUGAUGGGAGUGGGCUUGGACGGUUUUCCAUCGAUGAAGAGACUGGGGUGAUCUACACCACUGAUAUAUUGGACCGAGAAACCAAGGAUUCUUAUUGGCUGACGGUGUAUGCCAGCGACCGUGGUGUGGUUCCUCAGUUCACCAGUAUCGAGGUGUUCAUUCAGGUGGAGGAUGUCAACGACAAUGCCCCCCUAACCUCCCAGCCACUGUACCGGCCCUCAGUGCCCGAGAAUUCACCACGAGAUGUUUCAAUAAUCCAUAUCCAGGCCCAAGAUCCCGAUGCCUCACCCACUACCUCCACGGACUGGUUCAACUACCGUAUUAUUAGUGGAAACCCACAGAAUUUCUUUACUAUUAACUCCCGAACUGGUUUGAUCACCACAACAUCACGGAAACUGGACCGAGAGCAGCAAGCAGAGCAUGUUUUAGAGGUGCUGGUUUCAGAUGGUGGUCCUAGUCCCAAGCAGAGUACAGUCUGGGUUAUGGUCCAGGUUCUAGAUGAAAAUGACAACAGACCCACAUUUCAUGAGAAAGUCUACAAGGUCAAACUUCCAGAGAGACAGCGUACUAAGAAGGGAGAGCCCGUCUAUCGGGUGUUCGCCUACGACUACGACGAUGGGCCCAACAGCGACCUCUCUUACAGCAUUGUGGACGGCAAUGAGGACGGGAAAUUCUUCAUUGACUCCAAGACGGGAGCAGUAUCAUCGCGGAAGGCCUUCCCUGCAGGAGGCUACAACAUCCUCACUAUCAAAGCGACAGACAGUGGGCGUCCUCAGAAGUCUGGAACAGCUCGUCUUCACAUUGAGUGGAUCAGUCGUCCACCUCCAUCAACUUUACCGUUCCUCUUUGAUGAGCCGUUCUACAACUUUACCAUCAUGGAGAAUGACAAGGUGGCUGAAAUUGUGGGUGUGGUGUCCCUACAACAGAACUCAGGCUCGGUGUGGUUCGACAUCACAGGUGGAAACAGUGACAGCACAUUUGAUGUAGAAAAGGCUGUGGGUACCAUCAUAAUCGCCAAACCGUUGGAUGCUGAAAAGUGUGCCUUCUACAACCUGACGGUGCUGGCCACAGAUGGCACUAACAUUGCAUAUUCCCAGAUUCAUAUCAAUGUUAUGGACACCAAUGACAACGACCCCAUCUUUUCACAAUCGACCUACGAGGUCACCAUUUCUGAAGAUACACCACCAGACACGGAGGUGGCCCAGAUACUGGCAACUGACCAUGAUGCUCAUCACCAGCUUACCUAUUCUCUCCAAAGCUCCAUAGACCUCGCUAGCAUGCGUCUGUUCCGCAUCCACCCUACACUUGGCACCAUCUAUACUACUCAGAGGAUGGACCAUGAGGCCUGUGCUGAGCAUAUUCUCACUGUUAUGGUGAAGGACCAAGAGUUCCCAUACAGAAAAAAUGUUGUUCUUGUGCUCAUAGAAGUGGAAGAUAUCAAUGAUCAUGUGCCCAUAUUUACCAGUGCUCUGUAUGAAGGCUUAGUCUAUGAGUCAGCAGCAGUGGGAUCAGCUGUAGUCCAGGUUACUGCACUGGACAAAGACAAAGGCAAGAAUGCAGAGCUACACUACUCCAUUGAAGCAGGUAACAUUGGAAAUGCAUUCCAAAUGGAGCCAGUUUUGGGCAUCAUCAGUGUUGCACAUCACCUGGACUUGUCCAGCGUGGGACACUAUGUUAUCACUGUCAGAGUUACUGACAAUGGAACUCCUCCCUUGUCCACUACCACAAUUGUUCGUAUUGCUGUCACUCUCUCUGACAAUGCCGGUCCAAAAUUCCCUCAACCUGAGUAUCAGAAUGAGAUCACAGAGAAUGCAAUGGUUGGGACCUACGUCACCGCAGUCAGUGCUGUCAGCCAGUCUACCAUCACUUAUGACAUCAAGCAGGGCAAUGCACAGCGAGCUUUUCAGAUAAAUCAGUAUAGUGGGGUCAUUACUACUCAAAAGCCUCUAGACUAUGAGACCACAGCAUCUUACACUCUGACAGUCCAAGCUGCUAACAUGGCUGGUAUGACUUCCAAUGCUACUGUGUUAAUCCAUGUACUGGAUGAGAAUGACAACUCGCCAGUGUUCCAGCAGCAUCAUUAUUAUGGCAGCAUCAAUGAGGUUGCUCCUGUUAACAGUGUGGUUUUGAACUCAGAAAACUUACCUUUAGUGAUCAGGGCCACUGAUGCUGACCAUAACCAAAAUGCUCUGUUGGUCUAUGAAAUUGUUGAGGAGACUGCAAAAAUGUUCUUUACUGUGGACUCAGGAACUGGUUCCAUUAGGACUAUUGCUAAUUUAGAUCAUGAGACAUUUGCCUUCUUCCACUUCCAUGUCAAUGUGAGGGACAAAGGGAGACCACAGCUGACAGCAGAUAGUCCAACUGAGGUCACAAUACAAGUGAUAGACUCAAAUGAUUCCCCACCUUUCUUCACCCAGAAUGCCUAUGAAACAGUCCUGCUACUCCCCACCUAUGUUGGAGUAGAAGCUUUGCAGGUGUCAGCCAUAGACCCUGACAAAUAUGUCCCAAUGGAGCUCACAUACUCUCUGAAUGAUGGAGUGCUGGAGAACUUUGCCAUCAAACCCACCAGUGGAAUUAUUGUAGUCAAAAACAGCAACUUCUCCAAAGAGCUUUUUCGCUUCGGUGUCAGAGUUUCAGAUGGGAAAUUCUCCAGCACAGCAUUGGUGACCAUACAUGUCCAAGAGGCUUUGGACUCUGAUCUCAGCUUCACUCAUAGCAUUUACUUCUCAUCUAUUAAAGAGAAUGUAUCAAAUAUCACCAAAGUGGCUGUGGUCAAUGCUGUGGGGAACCGUCUCAAUGAGCCACUAAAGUACUUGCUGCUAAAUGCUGGUACACAUUUCAGAAUUCGUUCAACAUCUGGAGUAAUCCAGACCACAGGCAUACCUUUUGAUCGUGAGGAGCAAGAAUUCUAUGAACUGAUUGUAGAGGCAAGAAGGGAGUAUGAUCAUCUGCAUGUGGCCAGAGCUAUGGUCAAAGUUCAAGUUGAGGACAUAAAUGACAAUGCCCCUGUGUUUAUUGGACUUCCUUAUUAUGCGGCUGUUCAAGUGGAAGCUGAACCAGGAUCGCCCAUUUUCAAAGUACUUGCAGUCGAUAUUGACAAAGGCAUCAAUGGAGAGGUGUCUUACUAUCUCAAGGAUGAGCACAAUCACUUUGAGAUUAAUCAGAAGACGGGUAGUAUCACCCUCAAGAGGUCUUUUGAGUCUGACUUGUCUAAUGUAGAAUACCAAAUGGUGAUUUAUGCCAGAGAUGGUGGUUAUCAGCCCCUCUCAUCCACUGUUGAGUUUCCCAUUACUGUUGUCAACAAAGCCAUGCCUGUUUUUGACAAGUCAUUUUAUUAUGUAUCUGUGAAUGAGGAUGUGGAUGUACACACACCUAUCAUCAGCAUCAAUGCUACUAGUUCUGAAAAUCAGAACAUAAUCUACACUAUUGUUGAUGGGGAUCCAUCUUUUCAGUUUGAUAUCGGGUUUGAUACUGGAAUUGUAAGUGUCAUUCACCCUUUGGAUUAUGAAGCAACUUCGUCUUACCACCUUACCAUAAGAGCCACAGACUGCCUGACUGGUGCCCAUGCUGAGGUUGAUGUAGAUGUGUUUGUCCUGGAUAUAAAUGAUAACCCACCUAUCUUCAAGAAGAUGUCCUACAGGGUAGUGUUGUCUGAAACAGCCAUGAUUGGAACGCCGGUACUUCAAGUCACUGCCACGGACAAAGACUCAGAGAAGAACAGUGUUCUUCGCUACCAGAUAUUCUCACAUGUGCACAACAGCACAGACUAUUUUCACAUUGACAGUAGCAGUGGAUUAAUUCUUACAGCACGCAUGCUAGACCAUGAACUUGUUCAGGAUUAUGAUUUUGUUGUCAGAGCCACUGAUAAUGGCUUCCCAGCACUAAGUAGUGAAGUAUUAGUGAGUGUCAUGCUAAACGACAUGAAUGACAAUCCUCCAGUUUUCAACCAGUUGCUAUAUGAGGCACAUGUGAGCGAGUUGGCACCAAGGGGUCACUUUAUAACCUGCGUCCAGGCCUCAGAUGCUGACAGUUUCGAUUUUGACCAUUUGGAGUACAGCAUUUUGUCUGGAAAUGAAAGAAUGAACUUUGUGAUGGAAAAAAAAACAGGAAUCAUCACAUUGUCCAGCCACCGGAAGCAAAGACUGGAUCCUGCCUAUAGCCUCAAUGUAUCAGUGUCUGAUGGGGUGUUCACCAGCACUGCACAAGUUCAUGUUAAGGUCCUGGGGGCCAACCUACAUAGUCCAGUGUUUGAACAGAAUACAUAUGAAGCAGAACUGAGAGAGAAUGCUGCUGUGGGAACUGUAGUGAUGCAGUUGAAGGCAACAGAUGCAGACCCUGGAGUGUUUGGCCAAAUCACUUAUUCCUUUCUUAAUGAUGUGGGCAAUGACAAAUUCAGCAUCGAUGCAAGUGGCCGCAUCAGCACAGUGGAAAAACUUGAUCGCGAGGACCCUGACAAUAAGGACAUUGUUCUUACAGUAGCAGCUCAGGAUUCAGGUGGACGUGUCUCCUAUUGCACAAUACACCUCAACCUCUUAGACGAGAAUGAUAAUGCACCUCGCUUUCUAGCCACAGAGUACCGAGCUUCACUCAAACAUGAUGUGUCUAAAGGUUUUUUGGUGACACAGAUCCAGGCUUAUGAUCCCGAUGAUGGCACUAAUGCAAAAGUGACGUUUUCACUUUACAGUGAGGCACAUGUCCCUGUGGUAGAUAUUUUGGAGAUUGACCCAGAUAAUGGUUGGAUGGUGACAAAAGGCAGCUUCAGCCUCCUCAGGAACUCUGUUUUAUCUUUUUUUGUGAAGGCUGUAGAUGAAGGAAAUCCAGUUCGACACUCUUUAGUGCCUGUUUACAUACAUGUUCUUUCUCUAGAUGCUUUUAUACCUACCUUCAGCCAGCAUCACUACUUAUUUAGCAUACCAGAGAACACACCCAUUGGUUCAAUCAUAGGAACAAUUCGCCUCAACAUUCCUUCUGAAUAUACCUCAUUCUCCCCUACCUUUGCUAUGGUUAAUGGGGAAACCAGUGAAAAUAACCAAGAUGGGGUCUUUUUGGUAGAAAAGCAUACAGGAGUGAUCAAACUCGAUAAGCCCUUGGAUCAUGAAGUGAUUGAAGGAUUUUACUUCAAAGUUACUGCCACAGCACAACAGACUAAGCUGGGUUCUAUGACUUCCGUUGAUGUUGAAAUCAAAAUUUUGGAUCUAAAUGACAACAAACCAGCUUUCGAGGCCAGUUCCUAUGUUACUACUGUAAUGGAGGGAGUUACAGUUGGAACCAGAAUCAUUCAAGUCCAAGCACGUGACCUAGACUCCGGGGUCAAUGGCCAAGUGAAAUACAGACUUGGGACACUAAUCCAGUCACAGUGGAAUUCAGACACCUUGGCUCACACUUUCAGCAUUGAUAGUAACACUGGCUGGAUCUCCACACGAAAGGACCUUGACCAUGAGACCAACCCAUCAUUCAUGUUCUCAGUGGUGGCUUCAGACCUUGGGGAGACCCUGUCUCUUUCCAGCACUACCACUGUGACAGUGUCAGUGUCAGACAUCAACGACAACCCUCCAAAGUUCAUAGAGAACCGCUACUUCGGCUCAGUCAAGGAAAGUGACCCCCCUGGUGAAGUGGUGGCUGUGCUUAAUACAAGGGAUGAUGACAGCUCUGCAGUGAACCAGCAUGUUACUUACCACAUCACUGGUGGAAACGAUCGUGGUGUAUUUGCCCUCGGUCUGGUUCAGGGUGAAUGUAAGAUGUAUGUGAAGGGGCCACUGGAUAGAGAGGAACGUGACCUCUACGUCAUUAAUGUAACUGCGAGCGAUGGGCUCUUUGUUUCCCAGACGGUGGUGGAGGUGACUGUGAUAGACACCAAUGACAACAGCCCAAUUUGUGACCAGGCAAGGUACACAGCUUAUAUUCCAGAGGACCUCCCAGUCAACAGUGUGCUGCUGAGGGUUGGAGCUACAGAUGCAGACGUGGGCAUUAGUGGUCAGAUCCAGUACUCACUACAUGGUCAUGGAUCCCAGGAUUUCAGCAUUAACCCAGACACUGGUGAGAUCAAGUCAGCAGUGAGUCUGGACUAUGAGGUGACACCCAGUUACCGACUAGUUGCUCAGGCAACUGAUGGAGGAGGGCAGUGGUGUCAUGCUGAGGUGCACCUGGCGGUGACUGAUGUAAAUGACAACCCGCCCAUUUUCACUCUGCCACAUUAUUCUACCAGUGUCUAUGAAGACACAGUCACCAAGGCCCUGCUCACUCGCAUUCAGGCCAUAGAUCCCGAUGAAGGUCCAGGUCGGUUGGUGGUUUAUUCCCUUGCUGACUCCGCUGGAGGGUUUUUCUCAAUCGACAAGUUCACAGGCAUAGUUGCCCUGGAACACAUUCUUGACCGUGAAGUCCAGCCGACUCAUCAGAUAACCGUUUGUGCAUCUGAUCAGGGUUCACCACUGCCCCUCUACUCACUGGUCAACGUCACAAUAACCGUGCUGGACAUAAACGACAAUCCACCUGUGUUUGAACACCGGGAUCAGCUGGCUACGGUGCCGGAGGAUGUGCGAGUAGGCACCGAGGUUCUGAGAGUGUACGCUGCCAGCAAAGAUAUCGGGACCAAUGCUGAGAUCACUUACAGUUUCAGAUCAGGCAACGAGCACAGAAAGUUCCACAUCCACCCACUGACUGGUGCCAUUUUAGUUUCCCAGCCUCUGGACUACGAAACCUGCAGAGACUAUUUCCUAACAGUGGAAGCUCGUGAUGGCGGCACGCCAGCUUUGACUGCCAUUACUACAGUGAACAUAAACCUAACAGAUGUCAACGACAACGAACCAAUAUUUAGUCAUGACCUGUACACAGCAGUGGUGUCGGAGAAUGCCAACAUUGGAGAAUUUGUACUACAGCUGGUAGCCGAGGAUGGUGACAGUCAACUGAACGGAGCCAUCCUCUACUCCAUUGUCAGUGGAGACCAGGAUAGCCAGUUUUUCAUUGAACCACUAAGUGGGGUUAUGAAAGUCAACAAGCAGCUGGAUCGAGAGACAGUUCCCAGCUACUCGCUGGCCAUCAGAGCACAGGAUACUGGAGUUCCACCAAUGUCUUCCACUGCACUGGUCAACAUAGAUAUAUCUGACAUCAAUGACAACCCACCCAUCUUUUCCCCAGCUAACAUCACUACUGUCAUACAGGAAAACAAGCCAAUUGGCACAAGCAUUCUGCAGUUUUCAGUCAUCGAUCAGGAUUCCUCUCACAACGGGCCACCUUUUUCCUUCAGCAUCCUGUCAGGAAACGAAGGCGGGGAGUUUGUGUUGGAAAAAGAUGGAACUCUUGUGGCCAAUCAGGUGUUCAGAAGGGACCUGGCUACUGAAUAUGUUAUUCAGAUACAGGUGUCGGACUCUGGGAUUCCCUGUUUGUCCUCCACCUCCAUGCUCACUGUUAGAGUCAUUGAGGAGAGCCUUCAUCGGCCAGUGGUACUGCCACUGGAAAUUCACAUUGUGACUAUGGAGGACGAGUUUCCUGGAGGUGUGAUGGGUCAACUGCACGCCACUGAUGCCGACCCUUACGAUGCACUGACUUUCGGUCAUGCCACCCCAGCUCAGCGCAGUCUAUUUAAGAUCGGUCCUCAUGAUGGAAAAAUCAUUGCUCUUGGUGGGUUAGAUGCCGGCAGGUACUUUCUCAAUGCCAGUGUUAGUGAUGGACGCUUUGUCGUGUCUGUGCCAGUGAGCAUACAUGUGGAGCAGGCAACACUCGAGAUGCUACGUGACGCGGUAAUGGUUCGCUUUGAGAGUGUAGCACCACAAAAUUUUGUGGCAAUGCAUCUUAAAAGCAUUUUGAAGGUGAUGCAGCAGGCUGCCCAAUCUCAGCAGCAGGACACACUGCACCUGCUCAGCUUACAGCCAGUUGAUGGGACGCAACAACUUGACAUGCUUAUCACUGUGGAAAAAGUAGGAGGUGGGUACUAUAAGGCAGCUUACCUCACCCAGAAGCUCAGCACAUCACGGUGGAAGCUGGAGGAGGUGCUCCGAGUGUCAGCUAUCCUGGAUAAAAACUGUUCUGGGUUGGAGUGUCGUGGAGCGCAAUGUGAACAGAAUAUCAUCCUGGAUUCUCACAACCUGGUCACGUACAGCACUCCACGGUUCAGCUUCGUUUCACCGCGCUUCCGCCGAACCUCACGUUGUACGUGCAAUGAUGCCAGUUGUCCUGUUCUGCUAGAACAGUGUGAAGACCAGCUGUGUCCAGCAGAUAUGCAAUGUAUUUCAGUAGGAGCCACCAGAGGACGCUACGCAUGCCAGUGUCCACCUGGGAAACUUGGAGCAUGUGCAGGCCAUUCGUCCCUGAGUUUCUCUGGCAACAGCUACAUAAAGUACAGACUGUCUGACCAGCUGCAGAUGGAGGUGAAACUGACUCUGAGGAUCAGGACACUGCAGAGCCAUGGAGUAAUCAUGUACAUGCAGACAGAGCAAUGCAUCAUUCUCAAGUUGCAAGAGGGGAAGCUGUGUUUACAGCUAGCCUGUGAUUUCCAUGGAGAUGGUGACAGUUCUGAUGGGCUGGGUCGUCGCAUCAAUGAUGGCAGCUGGCACACCGUGGCGAUGGAGCUACAUCGCAAUUUCAGUAGCCUGGUGCUGGAUGAAAGCUACAUUGAACAACGGCAUAUACCAUCAUUAGUACAAACACUGCCUCGAGACAGGACUAUCUACUUUGGUGCACUGGUGCAGUCUCCUAACUUACCCAGCCUUACAGACUCCCAGAAGGACCCGUGGGUGCAUAACGGAUUCCAAGGGUGUCUGGACUCUAUUAUGUUUAAUAACAGAGAGCUGCCUGUGCAGAACAAACCUUUACAGUAUGCAGAGGUAGUUGAACUGACUGAGAUGAAACUGGGCUGCAUCCUGUACCCUGACCCUUGCCUGCAUCAACCCUGCCGCAAUGGCGCCACCUGCACCAGUCUGCCCUCUGGUGGGUUCACAUGCAGCUGUAAUCCUCAGUACACUGGAGGAACCUGUGAAAUGGAGGUAACAGUGUGUGUUCCCAACCCUUGUCAAAACAGUGGUGUGUGCAAGCCCAUCGGCAACGCGUUCCUCUGCAGCUGCAGGAGAGGCUUCAGGGGUCUGAUUUGUGAGGAAGAUGUAAAUGAAUGUGACCGAGGCAACCCAGAGGGUGAAUGUGAGAAUGGAGGCACCUGCGUCAACACUCCCGGCUCCUUCUACUGCAACUGUACACCGGGCUUUGUGGGUCAGCGCUGCAGCCUGCGGCCCGUCAUUGUCCCUGACAUGCAGGCUGGUCAUGCUGUGGUCGGUAAGGAGGAGCUGAUUGGCAUCUCUGUGGUGCUCUUUGUCAUCAUCAUCCUCAUCUUCGUCUUCGUCGGUUUCCGCAAGAAAGUUUUCCAGAAGAACUACUCGCGGAGCAACCUGUCUCUGGUGCAGGACCCGGCCACUGCUGCACUGCUCAACAAGGCUAACUGUGUACCAUUUAAGACUUUACAUUGCGCACCAGGAGAACAUCUAAACCUGUACUCAGAGCCAGGAAUAGAGCCCACCAUGGUGGUGGGGACAGGGAUAAUAGGACCUCCACAAGUCCCUGUUAGGCCAGUGGCUUAUGGACCUUGUUUCCAAGGAGACCCACUGUCCGAACUAGAGAAGGUGUCAGAUGGCCACAUCAUGGAGCACAUUGAGAUGAGCACCUUUCACCCAGAAUCACCGAGAUUCCUGACUGGAACAACCACGAUGGGGCUGGUGGUGUGCACCGUGGCCCCAACCCUACCACCAGUGUCACCUUGUCGCUCAGACUGUGACUCUAUAUGCAAGAGCCCUCUGAGCAGCGAUGAGGGGAAGAUGGUUGACAUGGCAGAAGAAGAAACGUGUUUCUCAGGUAGCAACAAAGGCAGUAACUCAGAGGUCCAGUCACUGAGCUCGUUUCGGUCCGACUCCUGCGACGACAAUGCAUAUCACUGGGACACAUCGGACUGGAUGCCAAGCACAAAGCUUUUGGACACUGAAGAAGUGCAGAGCUACAAGACAGGUCCUGGCAGUGAUGCAGUAGGCUCAACCUCUUGCCUUGGAGGAGGCAGCCAUGAACUGGAAUCAGACUACUACCUGGGAGGCUGUGACAUUGACAGUGACUAUCCUCCUCACCAUGAGGAGUUUCUAAGCCAAGACCAGUCUCCACCUCCACUGCCCACAGGAGAGGAAUAUCCUGAGCCCUAUAAGCCACUACUUACUAAUCUCCAGAUAUCAAAGGAGGGCAUCCUUAGCUCUAGCAGUAUGAGUCAUGAGCAUGCGAGGCUACACUUUCACCCCAGCCAAUACUUGCCUCCCCACCAGCUACCUACCACUCCAGUAGGUGGGGUAAUGCCAGUAAAUGGGGACAUUGCUGAAUCUUUGUGGCUAAACAUGCGCCUGUCAGUUGGCUCAUCACCAGCCUCUGACAUGUCAGUGCUUUGCGAACUGGACUCAGAACGUAGCAACGAUUUUGAAAAUGUUGAUCUUCAUCGGGGAGCAACGAUUAUCACUGACUCACAGCAACAGACUGAAGUGUAAAUGUGCAAGCAGGCAUACAUGUGCAGUGGGACCAAAGGAGCAUGUCAGUGCUUCAGAUAGCAAAUGAAAGGGAAGAAAGAUUUUAUCGGCAAUGCUUCAUAAUGCUCCAGCUAUACAAAAAAAUAUAGCCACACAAAAAAAAGGACAUUUCAUGGAUACUAUUGUCCCAUGCAACUAUGUCCUGACAUGAAAAUGUGUGUUAUGAGAAAUUUCAUCAUACCAUGAGCAACAAAUGCAUUUUGUUUUUACUUAUAAUGGGGAUUUACUUGUAAUGUUGAAAUGAUUUGAUAUAGAAUGUAAACAUGAAGAAUAAUCCAGAAGAGACUUGAAUACUUGAAUAUGUUUCAAUGCAGUACACAGACCAAGCGAAGAAAUGUACCAGACCAUGAUCUAAACCUCUGUCUGCUUUGUAGAAUUCACUUCACUUUACAUAUAGCAAGGGUGGGGAAAUGAUUAACAGUUAAACAGGGAAUAUACUUUUAUUUACAUUCUGCAUUUCUGCAGGUAUGACGAUCACUUUAUGCUAGAUGCCAUGUGGAGGUGGUGCAGGGGACUGUGAUCUACUUCAAAUUUCAAUUCGUGCAUAUUAAAGAUGAAGGAGCUCAUGUUCAUAUUUCACCGUUUGAAACUUUGAACUUAAUUCACAUUUCUAAAAUGUGCCAUUUCAUGUUGAUUUCUCAAAAUUUUUAGCCUCCCCUUAUGAGAAAAAACAAGAAAAAAAAAAAAACAUUAAAGUUUCUCUUUGUGGAUAAAUACAGUAUUU
Molecule: messenger RNA, 14648 nt
Organism: Melanotaenia boesemani (Boeseman's rainbowfish)
Lineage: Eukaryota; Metazoa; Chordata; Actinopteri; Atheriniformes; Melanotaeniidae
Gene: fat3a
Product: FAT atypical cadherin 3a
Biological process (GO): homophilic cell-cell adhesion
Cellular component (GO): plasma membrane
Molecular function (GO): calcium ion binding
Source: RefSeq, a predicted model, not a curated record